Molecule: messenger RNA, 2673 nt
Organism: Fusarium graminearum PH-1
Lineage: Eukaryota; Fungi; Ascomycota; Sordariomycetes; Hypocreales; Nectriaceae
Exons: 4
Coding region: 1-2673 (890 amino acids)
Biological process (GO): nucleoside metabolic process
Molecular function (GO): catalytic activity
Source: RefSeq, a predicted model, not a curated record
AUGAAGACGCGACUCAAAAGCCCAGACCUCUACACCAUUGCAUGGAUUGCCGCCCUGUCCAUCGAACGAGCGGCGGCAACCGCGUUGCUGCACGAUCGCCAUGACGCGCCGGAAGGCUUCCACCAGCAUGCAUCCGACACGAAUGUCUAUACCUGGGGCCGGGUAGGCGAGCAUAACAUCGUGAUUGCUUCACUUCCCGCUGGAGUCUACGGGCUCACGUCUGCAGCAACUACCGUAUCGGACUUGGCCCAUUCGUUACCGCAUAUUCGAAUCGGUCUGUUGGUAGGCAUUGGGGGUGGCAUCGCUCGGCCUGACGAGGGACAGGACAUUCGUCUCGGGGAUGUCGUUGUCAGUAGGCCUGACGGCACGACCGGAGGGGUGGUGCAGUAUGACUUGGGUAAAGCGACUGCGAAUGGGGUCUGGGAGCGAAAAGGUUCCCUUGAUAAGCCCCCUUCAGUACUUCUUCAUGCGCUAGCAAGCUUGCAAGCGGAGCAUGAGAUUGCACAAUCGAAGGUGCCAGGCCUGCUUCAGACAAUGUUGGAGGCCAAUCCUGGCAUGAGACGCCCAAAGACAGACUUCACUUACCAGGGUACCGAGAACGAUCGACUGUUCAAACCCCAACACGAUCAUACCGGCGGCAGCAACUGCAAUAAGUGCGACCCAGCCUGGGAGGUGAAGCGUGAGCAGCGAGAGUCGACUGAGCCAGAGAUUCACUAUGGGAUCAUUGCCUCUGGUAACAAGCUUAUUAAGAAUGCAGCUUUUCGGGAUAGUUUGUUGGAGGACACGGAACAUCAAUUACUCUGUGUAGAGAUGGAAGCUGCGGGCCUAAUGGAUCGAUUUCCAUGUCUGGUGAUACGUGGUAUAUGCGACUAUGCAGAUUCGCAUAAGAACGACCAGUGGCAACGUUAUGCGGCGGCUACAGCAGCAGCGUUCGCUUUAGAGUUGCUCGAGUAUGUGCCAGUUGGACAGCUCAAGUCAACACAAAAGAUCAUCGAUGCCGUAAAAUCACUUAAUAGAGAAGUGAGUAAGUUGGAGGCCUCUAUUAACAACAUCGACCAUCACAUUGUUCUCGAUUAUCUUCCGAACGCUGAGGGUGCCUCAUUCGACUCUUACGAAGAAGAACACAAUCCCACAUGCUUAGCCAACACCCGAGUAGAGCUACUCAGAGAUAUCCACCGCUGGAUUGAUAACGCUACGUCGAAAACAAUCUUUUGGCUCAACGGCAUGGCAGGGACUGGAAAGUCGACCAUCUCGCGGACCGUUGCUCGGUCGCGGUCUGAGCGAGGCGAUCUCGGUGCAAGCUUCUUCUUCAAGAGAGGAGAGACUGAUCGACGGAACUUGGCCAAGUUCGUGCCUACGGUGGCUCGUCGAUUGGCAUGGAGUAUACCUGAGGUUACGCCAUUCAUCAAGACUGCACUUGAUACUGAUCCAGCGAUUGUUGACAAAGCCGUUCGAGAGCAAUUCGGUAGGCUCGUUCGAGAGCCGUUGUUAAAAGUGAAAACAACGUCGUUAUCCCAACCGUCAGUCGUUAUCGUUGUCGACGCGUUAGAUGAGUGUGAGAAGGAUGCUGACAUCAAGCUCCUUCUCGAACUUUUGUCCACCCUACGCCUUGCGGAGGUUUUGCGUAUUCGAGUGCUCAUAACCAGCAGGCCCGAACUUCCCUUACGACUUGGCUUCUCCUCCAUUGGUGAUACUCAUCAGGACCUCAUCUUACACAAAAUCCCACAAUCGAUCAUCGAGCACGAUAUAUCUGUCUUUCUUCGCCAUGAAUUCGCCAACAUUCGCGACAACUUUAACAUAGAGGCGGUAGAUGAACUGAAGCUACCAGUGUAUUGGCCUGGGGAGCCCAAUCUCGAGAAGCUCAUAACAGCGGCGGUGCCUCUUUUUAUUUUUGCCGCAACUGUCUGCCGAUUCGUUAAUGACUUAUGUCUGGGCAGUCCUGAUGAGCUUUUGCAAAGCGUGCUCAACGUCGCAGGUACUAGUCAAGGCUCGAAGCUUGAGAUGACAUAUUCGCCAGUUUUGAAACAACAAGUCGUCAACAGAUCAGGAAGCGAGAGAUUGGACAUCAUCGAGAGCUUUCGUCUUAUUGUCGGCACUAUCGUCAUGUUGGCUAGCCCCUUAUCGAUGCGCGCUCUAGCACUACUUCUUGAUAUUCAUGUCAUCAAGGUGAAGACCAGGUUAAGUAUGUUGCAUUCCGUCUUGGAAGUACCGGAAAGUCUCGACUUGCCGGUACGACUGCUCCAUUUGUCGUUUCGAGAUUAUUUGAUCGACCCAGGAAACAAAGAGACAGCUGAGUUCCGGGUGGAUGAGAAACUCAAGCACCAAAAUCUGACAAGACACUGUUUGCGAGUCAUGUGCAACGCCCUGCAUGAAAAUAUAUGUGGGCUGCCUUUUCCAGGUGCGCGCCGAAUCAUGGUGAAUAGUUCAGAAUUAGAGGAACGCAUACCCCCACAACUUCAGUACGCUUGCAUGCACUGGGCUUAUCAUCAGACCGAGGGCGACUCCAGGCCGGACCAUGAUGACGAAAUGCAUGAUUUCUUGACCACACACUUCCUACAUUGGCUGGAAGCAAUGAGUUUGCUUGGCCGAGUCAAGGAAUGUCUCGACUCACUCAAGUCACUAGCGAGAUGGUUGGAGAUGCAGUGCGAUUUGUUCAAGCCUAUUUUGCUGUGA